Magallana angulata is the source of this 1897-nucleotide messenger RNA. RefSeq lists its product as uncharacterized. Gene Ontology annotation, molecular function: ATP binding; ABC-type transporter activity; ATP hydrolysis activity. The record is from RefSeq and is a predicted model, not a curated record. NCBI's taxonomy places the organism in Eukaryota, Metazoa, Mollusca, Bivalvia, Ostreida, Ostreidae. Gene Ontology annotation, cellular component: plasma membrane.
GUCGGAAUGAAAACGAAAGCGAGGGACACUUUUCUAACUUUCACUGACAUUAACCUGACUUUAAAAGAAAAGGCUAUUCUCACAAACAUCAAUGGAGAAGCCAAAAGUGGACAGAUUUUGGCGAUCAUGGGUCCCUCAGGUUCGGGAAAAACAUCUCUCCUCAACAUUCUGGCAGAGGAUCUUCCAAUGUCAUCAGGAACUGUAACUGUGAAUGGAAAGCCUUUUACAAAGUUACAAAAGCGAAAACUUGCUUACGUAAUACAGAGUGACAUUUUUUUGACAAAACUCACUCUGAGGGAGACAUUAUACUUUACCGCAAUGAUUCGAAUUCCUGAUCACGUGUCAAAAGCAGACAAAAUGGCGCGAAUCGAUGAAAUUGUAGAUGCGCUUCAUUUAAGAAAUUGUCUAGACACAAUUAUUGGUGACUACAUGCAUCGUGGAUUGAGUGGAGGAGAGAAAAAGCGAGCUAACAUAGCGUGUGAACUUCUCACAGAUCCUAACAUUAUGUUAAUUGAUGAGCCCACUUCCGGUCUUGAUUCUAGCACUGCUCACGUGCUGAUGGAAGAACUGAAGGACUUUGCCUCUCAGUACAACAAGACUUUGCUGAUUACCAUACACCAGCCUUCCAGUCAAAUCUUCCACAUGUUUUCUACACUACUCUUACUUGUCAGGGGUCACGCAGCCUACUUUGGGGGUGCGCAAAUGGCAUUGAAAUACUUUAGUGACCUCGGCCUUGACUUUCCAGGCCAAUAUAAUCCAUCUGAUAUUCUGUUAGAAUUACUUACAACAGACGGAGAAGUAAUCAAUAAAAUCAUUAAAGCAUCGACAUGGAAAGGCAAAAUACAAAACACGGAGAAGGAAAACUGUAUAGGUAAUGGCGUAGUUAACGGUAUUCACAGUAAAGAAGGAGAUGAAAAUACCCAGAAUUCCGUGUUGGGUCUUGGUUACUACGAAACAGAUACAUGUACAUCCGAAAUAGUGUUGGAUAUUUCCUCUUUGGAAAAAGGUGUUCAAGCAAGAGUGGAAACGACAGGACCCUCGCACAACAAGAAAUGGCCGACCUCGUUUUGGACACAGUUCAAAUUGCUUUCUUGGCGAAAUGCCAAACAAUCAAGAUGGCGGAUUUUUGACGACUGCGUCCUGGCGCAUGCGACAAUCGUUGCUAUUGCGUAUUGUGUUUUGUAUUAUCAGAUACCCGACACAAUUGAGACGCUUCGCGACAGAAUGGGGGCCGUUUUCUUUCCUUUAGUAUUUUGGGGAUUUGCUAUGGUGACAGACUCUGUGACUAGUUUUAUAGGAGAACGCGAAGUGGUGGUUAAGGAGAGGAAAGCAGGGGCAUACCGAUUGUCCGCGUACUACAUAGCCAAGAUGGUCAGUGAACUGCCAAUGCUCAUCAUAGUCCCUAUAGUUCAACUUUCUGCCAUGUACUGGAUGGCUGGGAUAGGAGGACCAAUAACAUUUGCAAUGUACAUCGGGAUCAACCUUCUAAAUUGUUUUACUAACCAGAGCAUUGGAUAUAUUAUUGGUGCUUGCGUUCCAAAGUUCAAAUACAGCAUAACAACCGUGAACACAAUAAUGGUCCUAUUCCUCAUAUUAGGUGGAUUUUUCAACACUCAUUUUCCUAGCUGGUUUGCCUGGGCUAAAUAUCUAUCUUUCCUGUACUAUCCAUUUGCAGCCAUUGUGACCUUGUUGUUUGGAGACAUUGAGCCUUUCAGAUGUGGCUCCUCCCAAACGUUUAAAAAGUGCCAAAACGAAACAGAAGUUGUAAGUGGAAGUGACGUUUUGCAUAGUAUGGGGAUUGACAUCCCUGUUUAUUGUAGCAUUGGAAUGAUGGCUGUAUUGGUUGUAGUAUUACGUAUCAUGGGGUAUUUUGCUUUAAAAUACAGAUUGUAAAACA